Molecule: messenger RNA, 1392 nt
Organism: Camellia sinensis
Lineage: Eukaryota; Viridiplantae; Streptophyta; Magnoliopsida; Ericales; Theaceae
Source: RefSeq, a predicted model, not a curated record
AUGAUAGAGGAUGGUUUGGGUAAGAGUGUAAACUACAUCUUCUCUAUUUCUGACAGUUCAUGUUAUGGGAUCGGUAUCUACGUGAAAGGAAUUAAGAAUUUCGUUUUGUUGUGUAAUGGUAAGAACAUUAUCUCACCAGCCUUUAAGGAUACCAGUAAAACCAUUGACAAUAAAGUGAGCGAUUUGGCUGUCAGAAUUGUCAUUUUGCUUGCAAACAGUGGCAUACAUCAUAAUCUGGUGGAUGGUUUCAAAUAUCUGGGGGUCAUGUGCGGCUGGUUGAAUGGUCAUGUAAUUGGACUUGACCUCAGUCGUAAUGAGCUUCAGGGCACCAUCCAAACCAAUAGCAGCCUCUUCCACCUUCGUCAGCUCCAGAAGCUCAAUCUUGCCUUCAAUGACAUCAGAUUCUCUAGAAUAUCAUCUAAGUUUGGAUCAUUCAUGAAUUUGACCCAUCUCAACCUCUCAAACUCUUUAUUUUCAGGUCGAAUUUCUUCAGAAAUCUCCCACCUGUCCAAAUGGAUUUCGCUCGAUUUUUCUAGUAUUCAUGAGGGGAGACUUGAACAACACACUUUCAAUAUGCUCCUUCAGAACCCAAUCCAAUUAAGAGAACUACACCUUGAUGCAUUGGAUAUCUUGUCACCUUUACCUCAUGCUUUGUUAAAUCUAUCUUCUUUGACAUCUCAGUCUUGCUUCUUGUCAACUGCGACAAGUUUUUCUGGUCAAGUGUUUGAUUCAAUCAACAAUCUUAAAGCCUUGAAUAGUGUGUACCUCAUUGAGUGCCACUUUUCAAGGUCCAUUCUAGCUUCUCUUGGGAACCUUAACAAAUCACCAAUUUAUUCCAUUGGCAACAUGAGCCAACUUGCUUUCUUGGACCUUUCUGGAAAUCAGCUAAUAGGUCCCAUUCCUUUGUGUGCAAUUGGGCUUUCCAGGAUUAGCUUCUUGCAACUCAAGCGAAUUUCAAACUUCUUGAGAGUACAGGCUGAAUUGCUUUCUCUAGACCUUUCAAACAACAAAAUUGGUGGUGAAGUUCCAAAAUGGGUAUUGGAUGUGUGGAAAAAUUCAUUGAAGGAUUUAGAUCUUUCUAAUAAUUUUCUUACUGGUUUAGAGAAACUUCCAUGGUUCAUGGAUGAUGAAUUGGCACAUGAGGAUGGUGUUGCAUUACUAAUUAGCUUAUCUGAUCUGAUUCAAGAGGUUCUAAGUUCCAUUCUUGAUGGAAGCAUUUCUUCCAAAAUAUUUUUUUGGAGAAAAGAAGUCAAUCCAAUUGUACCAAACCUUGAUGCACUGGAUAGAAUUUCAUGGCUGCCUGUGCUGGAAAGUGAAGACAAUGUAUAUGUGCAAGAUGAUGAAGUUUGCUGGAAAGAAAUGGUAAAGGAAUUGAGUGGACGACGAUUGUGA